AUGCUUGGGACACUGCUGAGGUUUUUUCUUGGCGAGGACACGACGGCCACGGGCGCCGGUACGAACUCGGAUGUUGGUUACUUGGUGAGGCUGCAGGAGGCGCAGCGUGCGGGGCUGCGGCGGGUGAACGAGAAGGUGGGUCGCGGCGCAAAGAACAGUCUCGUGGCCCCGUACCUGCCGAAGGAUGAGCUGACGGAGGCGAUGGGGGCGGCGGUGCGCUGCAGCGUCGAGGUGCGCCUCCGAAGUGACAGCUGCACGAGUUGUGACGUGGUGGUACUUGAGCGUAUGGCGCACCUCCUCGGCCACUUGAGUACGCCGUUACCGGCUGUGGCCAUGAGCCCCAGCCGUCUUCCACCAGCUUAUUUACGUCUCCUGAAACCGGCUGAUGCCGCGUACGAAGAGGAACGCUUCCCUGUGGACUGGUUUGGCCUUGUCUACACGGCAGUGUUUCGCACAUGCAGCUGCCCUUUAGUGGCAGGGACGCAGCAGUUUUUGCUUUCAGCUUUGUCCCUCACGUUGAUUUGUCCCCUGGCAGCCCCCACAAGCCGUAGGGAGUCUCUGCUACGGGAGGUUCAGAAUAUCGUCCUCGCCGCAGCGCGAGAAAAGCGUGGGGCCCACAGUGAUGCUGCUGCCUCUACCACUGGCGCACAGCUUGCGGUGCAGUCGGCGUUGCAGGUAGAACACGUCUCUGCCACGACGCUCAGCGCCAUCAUUGAGUCUAUGGCUCGGGAGGAAUCCCGCGGCCAUUUUACGCGUGGUGCCGCUGAACUGCUGUGCCGCAUGAUGGCCGGGACGUGUACCGGGCAACAAGAGGAACCGGUGGUGCCGUUUGCUCUCUCCUGUCGCGCCAUGGAAUACUUUUUUCCUACUCGCAGCAAAUCCGUCACCCGCGGUGACGCUGCGGACAGUAGUAUUGCUAUGCACAUCCUUUUGCCGGCUCUGCAAUCCAUCCUGGCGAAAGGUGGCAGCAGCAGCAGCCACACCAAUAAAAGGAAGAACAACAGCAACACGACUGCAUAUGACGCUGGUGGCGCGUCUUCCGCGGUGACCUCCGCGGCUGCGGAUUUCUUGCAGGCUGCAUGUCUGCGCGGAGAAAUUGGGAUGCCGUCGGACGGUUGCGACGAUGCCUUUUUGCAGCUUUGUCUGUCGCUAAUCCAACAUCCGUUCCUUCGUGUUGUUGGCGGGCGGGUCCGUCCUGUGUAUCGUUACGCCCUUACCGCCUUUGCCAACGCGCUGAGCCGCGGGCUUGAGGGACAUCAGUCGAGUGCUGUACUCUUUAUCCCGCAAGGAGGGAAAGGCAGAUCUGCGUCGACGUCGAAGGCGUCUUUAACUGGCGGGAAUGCUGCAGCCAACAGCGAGAAGUAUUUGCACCACGUCGCAACGGCAGUUUCUGACGCCUUAUUGAGCGACACCGCCUCGCUGAACCGCCUCGGUGGGGACGCGACACUUCUCCUCUCCGGCACGCUUGGCGGCUAUCACCGCCUCUUCCUACCGUGGGUCUCGCGGCUCCUCCAGCAGCCCUCGCCGGAUCUGUCUGUUGUGGUGGAGGUGAUGGAGGCACUUGCGGCACCGGCGACAGAGAUGGCGGGUGCAUGGGAGCCACCGUCGUGGUGUGCGUUGCACAGCCCCUUGUCCUUUGCAGAUGCGCAGCGUCUAUUGGAGUUGUGCGGUAAAGUCUGUGACACCUCUCAGGGCGAGGCGGAGAGGCGGUGGUGUCCGCGAGAGAAGCAUGCUCUUCUGGCACUGCGGCUGCUUUGCAGCAUUAUAACUGUUUCCCCUUCAGUUCGCUUUGACAACGAUGACGGCGACGACGUUUCCCCGUCGCUGUUUGCGCUCAUUGAUGGCUUGCUGGAGGCCUUCCCUCUGAGCGGUUUGCUCUCGCUCCUGGCAGAGGCAGACGUCGUGGAUCAGCCUCAGUUCCGCCACUGGGCGUUUCUUUACAUUCGCCGUCUGGUGGACCUUUGCGUGUCCUCACCGCAGGCGUUGAAUGAGGGGCAGCCGCACGGUGCCGCCCGCAUGAGUAGAACCCUUGUCAAGCAGUGCGUUACGCUGAUGGCCAUCCUGCUCGUCCCUGAAGGCGGGGAGGCGGAGGAGGCGACGGCGACGGCGUUGUCCCGCCAUCGCGUUGACACCAUCGCCGAGCUGCUGCGCAUUGUCUCGCCUCUGUUUGUGCCGGCCCCGACGCCUGGGGCAGGGACGGCGGGGUCGCGCGUCGCUGGACGCACUGCGCUGCACAUCCCCGUGGUGGCGCUUCUCAUCCGCCUGGAGGCAGUCGACUUUGCCUCUGCCCACCACCACUACGAGAGUGCGACUGAAGUUUGCAGCAGUUUGCUUAUGAGCCUCGACGUGCACACGCAGCUCAGCUGCCUCACACAAAUGAUGCAUCUUCUUAUUGACCCACACCGGCAGCUUUCCGUUGCGGCGACGCCGCAACUCGUGGAGGAGGCGGAAGAGGACGCUGUCGUCAAACUGUUCCGCAAGCUGGUGAAACCGAACCAAGUCGUCAACAGGCAGGAGACAAUUUUGAAUCUCAUCAACAUCACCGUGAAGUCUGGGGCCUUUCUGGGCGGCUUCCUCGAACUGCAGCACCACCAACACACCUCACGCCGUUUGCAUGCGAAGCCGGACAACAGCAACAACGACGAUGAACCAGAGGCGGAGGAGCAGGAAGUUGAGGCAGGGACGCGUACCAACGAUGAGUGUAUGGGGAUGUUAGUUGCUGCCCUGGAGCUCUUUGCGCACUACGCGGAGCUUAACGCCGCCACCGCGAAUGAUGCGGCGACGCCCGUGUCGGUGAAGAAACAGGAGAAGAUGUAUGAAGAGUUGCAUAUGUACGGGGAAAACAAGGCCUUUACAAUGUUGUUGGAGCUUCUUGCCGGUAACACGCUGGCGUGUGUCCUUGCAGGCAUCAAUGAGCCCACCUUUGUGGCGUGCCUUAAGCGACUGCUGACUGACCCACGUACAGCGCUGCGGCAGAAGGGGCUGGAGGUGUUGUUGGACCGCCUGCAUCACGCCUUGCCAACGGUGGAGAACACACUUAGUGAGGCAGAACUGGAGGAGCACCGGAAACGGUUGCGUGACCCGAAGCGUAAACUUACCUUGAUGGAUCUUGUCCGCGUGAAGGCCCGUCCACUAGCAACAAAGCGAUCGUUUGCGCUUUUUUCACACCUUUCGUCACUGAUGCACGCUUCUGUGCAGUGUGCCACAACACAGUCCACUGAAGUAGAUCUCGUGCAGCUGCUUCCCCCCACUGUGGGUUGCAUGGAGGAGCUCGUGCGCAUUAUCGGUAGUGGUGGAAGCCUGCAGGCAGAGAAGACGCUGCUGAAUGUGCACCGCGCGAACCGUGUGACGGAGGCCGUACUGUCGAAGCUGUUUGGAAACAAGGCCCGUGUGCAGCAGGUGCAUCGCUGGGUGGAGGACAUUCUCACCGCAUUGCCGCUUCUUCUUUCCCACACUGGAGCUGCUGAGGGUUCCGCUGAGAUAAGCGUAACAGCCGGCGGAGGGGCAUUGGCUGUCUCGAGGGAUGAGAAUGCGCUGCUUGCCGCCGCCGGACUCUUGACGGCGCUUGGCACGGUGUGUCAGGUGAUGGGCACCGCCUUUACCACGCCGCACAGCAACGCUAUUCUUCAGGCGGUGGUAGAGGCGUCCGUGUUUGCCAUGGCGCAGCUCGCCCCGGUUGUUUCCCGCGGUGAACCGGGGUCCCUUCUACGCCAGGCAUCGCUUGGAUGCUUGCUGCGCGUCUUUCCGUCGUGCUGGCUUAUGUGUCAGCCAUAUCUUCCGCGCAUCAUGUUUGCGGCGACGCACCUGCACAACGUCGAUGACGCGGAGACGAAUUACCGUAGCGAGGAAAUACUGGCAAUGCUGGAGGCGGUGCUGGAGCCACACCUGUUUAUCGAGGCCUGCACCGAGUGCCUGCGUGGCGUGGCAUGGGGCACAGAGGAGGUCUCACGGAGGAGACCCCUGCGGGUGCGUGUUGACUCUCACUCUUUUGCCUUGUUGUACACCAGUGUGCGGCGGCGUGUGGAGGGCCUCAAGCGUGAGGAGCUCAUGCACCUCAGCGUGCUUGUCGAGGGAGCGACGACCAAGGACAAUUUUUGGCUAGCUUCCCUUCACGCACUGGCCGCUGCGCCAGCCCUGCCGUCACGGGACAUUGUGCAGCCCGUUCUGGAGGCCUACCUCGUGUUCUUUCUCAAGUUUAAGGCAAAACAGUGCGUGCGGUACCUCUCAACCGUGGCGGAGUGGGCCUUUGGCGGUGCCGCGGAAGCUUUCCUUAGGCGUAUGGAGCAACAGCAGCGGGGUGACGGUGCGAUGGAGGCUGACGAGACGCAUGCGCGGGAUGACGCAGCGUUGGUGCCCCGCAUGACUGCUCACGGCUGGGUACUCUUUUACGCGCUCUGCAACCACCUACUGGAGAAGCUGGGGUCCAUCAUGGACUUUGGCUUCCCUGUGCUGCUACCGUACGUUGUUGGGACUCUUACAGGGUACUGCUCCGCCACGAAACAUGCCAUGAGGCACGCGGCAGGUCUCAUUGCACUGACACUAGAAGGUGCGCUCGACAGCGUUCGUCGCAUGGCGCUGGCGCAGACGGCUGGACCCGACCACGACCACAGCGUGCCCAUCGACAACUACCUGGAGACACCGGAGGUGUUUGCCUCCGUCAUGCCGGCGGUGGUGCGGCAGUUGUCAAACCUGUCGUACCUGGCGGACGCCACGCACGACUACGCGUUUCGCGCGGAACACCACGUGAUCCCGGCCGUGCGGGCCCUCUUUCAGUCCCUCACCUCGUCCAAGCUGCAGAGUCGGACUCAGAACGAGUUGCUAAAGGCGCUGCGCCACCCGAGCCGCCACGUGCGGCGCCUGACGCUGCUGUGCUUUGACGGCAUCUACGCUGACGGCGGGGGCGAGUUGGCAGCGCGGCUGAUGGCGGAGAUGUUGCCCGCUGUUGUGGAGCUCACGGAGGACCGUGACGAUGCGGUGGUGGAGCAGGCAAGAACACUGUGCAACAACCUCUCGGCGAUCACGGGACAAGACGUGCUGUACGCCAUGAGCGCGUAG
This is a messenger RNA of Trypanosoma rangeli, 5055 nucleotides long. RefSeq lists its product as uncharacterized. Gene Ontology annotation, molecular function: snoRNA binding. The record is from RefSeq and is a predicted model, not a curated record. Bases 1 to 5055 code for a protein of 1684 amino acids. The transcript has a single exon. NCBI's taxonomy places the organism in Eukaryota, Euglenozoa, Kinetoplastea, Trypanosomatida, Trypanosomatidae. Gene Ontology annotation, biological process: maturation of SSU-rRNA from tricistronic rRNA transcript (SSU-rRNA, 5.8S rRNA, LSU-rRNA); positive regulation of transcription by RNA polymerase I. Gene Ontology annotation, cellular component: small-subunit processome; t-UTP complex; 90S preribosome.